This is a messenger RNA of Nannizzia gypsea CBS 118893, 1821 nucleotides long. Its product is annotated as nucleolar protein NOP58. Gene Ontology annotation, cellular component: box C/D methylation guide snoRNP complex; small-subunit processome. The transcript is spliced from 3 exons. The record is from RefSeq and is a predicted model, not a curated record. Bases 1 to 1821 code for a protein of 606 amino acids. Lineage: Eukaryota; Fungi; Ascomycota; Eurotiomycetes; Onygenales; Arthrodermataceae. Gene Ontology annotation, molecular function: snoRNA binding.
AUGACCCUAUUCAUCCUUACCGAGACCAGUGCGGGCUAUGCCUUGCUUAAGGCAAAGGACAAGAAGCUCCUCAAGCGAGACGAUCUCGCAGCAGAGACAGAGACAGCAGAAGGAAUAUCAAACCUUAUGAAAUUGAAAAACUUCCAGAAGUUCGACAGCGCCACUACUGCAUUGGAGGAAGUUGCAUCAGUUAUCGAUGGAAAGGUCACGCCGCGCCUGGCGAGCUUGCUCGAGACUAUCAAAGACGAGAAAAAGGUCUCUUUAGCAGUUGCUGAUACCAAGCUUGGAAAUGCAAUCGGCAAGCUUCCUGGACUUUCUAUCCAGCCUAUUGCCGAUGGCACCACAGCUGAGCUUUACCGUGCUAUCAGGGCCCAUCUUCCCGCCCUUAUUCCUGGAUUGGUACCCGCAGAUAUCUCUACCAUGUCCCUGGGUCUAUCGCACUCACUUGCUCGGCACAAACUCAAAUUUUCCGCAGAUAAGAUCGACACCAUGAUUGUCCAGGCCAUUUCUUUGCUUGAUGACCUGGACAAGGAGCUCAACACGUACGCUAUGCGCGUGAAGGAAUGGUACGGCUGGCAUUUCCCUGAGCUGGCUAAGAUCCUCAACGACAACAUGGCCUACGCCAAGGUUGUCCUCAAGAUGGGUAUCCGUAGCGACUCUGAGACUACAGAUCUCUCGGAAAUUCUGCCUGAGGAGAUGGAAUCUGCCGUCAAGAUGGCCGCCAACAAGUCGAUGGGCACUGAGAUUAGCAACGAGGAUCUCGAGAACAUUCAGUCUCUUGCUGAGCAGGUUGUUGCUUUCUCCGAAUACCGUCAACAGCUUGCCAACUACCUUUCCGCUCGUAUGGCCGCCAUUGCUCCCAACCUCACUGCCUUGGUCGGUGAUCUGGUCGGUGCUCGAUUGAUUGCACAUGCUGGUAGCUUGAUGAAUCUCUCCAAGAGCCCUGCAAGUACGAUUCAGAUCCUUGGUGCUGAGAAGGCCUUGUUCCGUGCUCUUAAGACCAAGCACGACACUCCUAAAUACGGUUUGAUCUACCACGCUUCCCUCAUUGGCCAGGCCACUGGUAAGAACAAGGGUAAAAUGGCUCGAGUUCUUGCCGCCAAGGCUGCAAUUGGUCUCCGUGUGGAUGCCUUGAGUGACUGGACCGCUGAUGCUGAUGGCAACGAGCCCACCGAAGAAGAAAAGAGCGCUCUUGGUAUGGAGUCCAGGUACUACCUCGAGAAGAAGCUUGCGUUCCUCGAAGGAAAACCACUUAAGGCUAGAGGUGUGGCUAUUGCUCCAAAUGGCGUUGAAUCCGCUGUCCCCAAGAAGUGGGAGAUCAACGAAACCAAGAAGUACAACACUGACGCAGAUGCUCUCGCCGGUGACGAAUCUGACAAGAAGAAGUCCAAGAAAGACAAGAAGGAUAAGAAGAUUAAACUGGUAGAGGAAGUUGAAGCUGCGGAUGAAGAAAUGAAGGAUGCUGACCAAGAUGAGGAGGAAGAAGAAGACGACUCAGAUGAGUCCGAGGAGGAGAAGCCCAAGAAGAAAUCCAAGAAAGAGAAGAAGUCAAAGUCCAGCGGUGACGACAACGUUGAAGAACUAGCUGAGAAGGCCGGCCUCAGUGUCAAGCGAUAUCUCCGAAAGCUUGAGAGAGGCGAGAUUUCUUUCGAUAAGGACGGCAACCCAACCUCUAUCAGCAAGAAGGACCUGAAGAAGGCCAAAAAGGAAGCCAAGAAGGCCGAGAAAGAGGAAGGCAAGAAGCGAAAGCGCUCAGAUGCCACUGAUGAUGCCGAUGAAACCAAAAGCGAAAAGAAGAAGAAGAAGAAGAGCAAGGCCUAA